Messenger RNA from Seriola dumerili (greater amberjack), 1262 nucleotides. Its product is annotated as arylamine N-acetyltransferase 2-like. The transcript has a single exon. Bases 204 to 1067 code for a protein of 287 amino acids. Lineage: Eukaryota; Metazoa; Chordata; Actinopteri; Carangiformes; Carangidae. The record is from RefSeq and is a predicted model, not a curated record. Gene Ontology annotation, molecular function: acetyltransferase activity.
CCCGAGGCCCCCGCUCAACUUGGAGUUGAUUUCAGGACUGUAACUUCCUGCCCUUAAAACAACGUUAAUCCCGCAACAGAAAGAAAAAUAUACGGGAACCGUUUUGGUUUAAGUUGGUCAAUGUCAGCGUACUUUAAAUGUAGUCUUGUUUAAUACUGGUGAAGUUGUCAGAAGUGAAAGUAGUGACGCGUAAUCCAGGGAAAAUGACUUCGGUGGACAUGGACUUGCAGAAAUAUUUGUUGCGCAUUGGGUUUGUGGGUCCAGCUGAGCCCAGCCUGGAUGUGCUGCGGUCGCUUCACAACUGUCAUCUGCUGUCGGUGCCGUUUGAAGACCUCACCGUGCACAGCAGCGGACGAGUCCAACUCGAUCUUCCGCUUUUGUUCGACAAGAUCGUGAACCGGCGCAGAGGCGGUUUUUGCUUUGAGAACAACGGACUCUUCUCCUGGUUGCUGUCCAAAAUGGGCUUCCAGGUAACUUUGAUUUCCGGCCAGGUGAAGAACUCCGUCACCGGCCGCUACGGGCCACCUUUUGAUCAUCUGAUCCUCAUGGUGACCAUUGAGGACCGGCGGUGGCUGUCCGACGUGGGCUUUGGCGUGCCAGGCUUCAGUACCCCCCUUUCACUGGAGCACAGUGGCCCCCAGGAGCAGGGCCAUCGAGUGUACCGCAUUAGAAAGGAACGGGAUAUGCACUUUCUGGAAUGGCAACAGGAAGAAAACAGAGGUACAGAUGGAGACUGGACAGAGAUCUACAAGUUUACCCUUGAUCCCUGGCGUCUGGAGGAUUUUACUGAGAUGUGCCAGUACCACCAGAGCUCCCCCAGCUCCAUUUUCUUCUGCAAAUCCCUCUGCACUGUUUUAAAACCAGGUGGAAGGAUCACCUACAUUGGCCACAGACUGAUCACCGCCACGUUUCCCAAUGAGGAAACAGGGAGGGUGUUUGAAACCACAACCAGGGAACUUAAAGAUGAGGAGAUUCCUGAUAUUCUGGAACAGGAAUUUGGAAUUGUGCUAAACUCUCUGCUCAUACCAAAGGAUGAGGUGAUAACACCACCCCCAGUCAUGUAUUGAUCAUGUUUCCAUAUGGAAUAUCUUUACACCUUCAUAGACAAAAUUAUGUGAAAAAAAUGUAUCUGUCUUCUUAUUGGCAUAGCUGCAAACAGUCUUGAUUCAUACAUGUUAUACAUAAGGAUUGCAAAUUGAUUUUUUAACACUCAGAUCAAAGUAUGAAGUACAGUAUAUAGAAAGAUUGGACAUGUGGCUCUU